This is a messenger RNA of Salvia hispanica, 1276 nucleotides long. RefSeq lists its product as uncharacterized. The record is from RefSeq and is a predicted model, not a curated record. NCBI's taxonomy places the organism in Eukaryota, Viridiplantae, Streptophyta, Magnoliopsida, Lamiales, Lamiaceae.
UGUUUUCUUAUAUCCCAAAUCACAUACCUGUGGCCUCCAUAUAUCCAUACGCACACUGUGAAACCCGAAAGGAAAAUAAAAACGAAGGCGAUGUGAAAAAAGAAAAGAAAAGAAAAGUAGUUACGGAAAACAUGGUGGCGACAGAAUCGUCGAGGUUGGAGCUUCCCGAGGAAUUGGUAGAGGUUUUGCCCCUGGAUCCAUUCGAGCAGCUCGAUGUCGCCCGCAAAAUCACCUCUAUUGCGCUCUCCACGCGACUCGACUCCCUCGAAUCGGAGAUGUCGGAGCUUCGGCAGCAUCUCGCCGACCGCGACGACAUCAUCACCGGCAUGGAGUCGCAGCUCCAGUCACUCGACGUCUCCUUCGCCCAAGUUUCCGAUAAGCUGGCCGCUGCGCAGCGGGAGAAGGAAAGCUUGCUGAAGGAGAAUACGCAGCUGAGCAACACUGUGAAGAAGCUGAACAGGGAUGUAACCAAGUUGGGAGCCUUCAGAAAGACGUUGAUGCGGUCUCUUCAAGAUGAUGAUGACACCGCAAGUGGUCCUAAGGCUAAUCUAACAAAUCCGUCAAGCAAUCCCGAAGAUGAUUCUGAUUUACCACCUAACCGAAAUCAAAGCCAAUUGUCCGAUGCUGGAACUCUGAAUUCUGUUGAUACUAAUGCUGAAGUUGUGAGGCCGCACGCACCAUAUAGCUUCUUACUAGCAUCACAGAAUAGCACGCCUCGUCUCACACCUCCAGGUUCCCCUCCGAGCCUGUCUGCAUCUGUAUCUCCAUCUAGGACGCCCCAACCAUUGUCUCCGAGGAGACAGAGACACUCGAUUGCUAUUACAUCAACAAGAGGCCUUUAUAACGAUAGAUCAUCUGUAUUUUCUUCAUUGCCUCCAAGCCAGUUCAGUUCAAUGUCAAGCAUGGAAUCGCGAUCACAACCAGGGAAAACGCGCGUUGAUGGAAAAGAAUUCUUUCGCCAAGUCAGGUCUCGCCUAUCCUACGAGCAGUUCAGCGCAUUUCUUGCAAAUGUGAAGGAACUUAACUCCCACAAGCAAACAAAAGAGGAAACCUUAGGGAAGGCGGAUGAGAUCUUCGGCCCCGAUAAUAAGGACCUCUACGCCAUCUUUGAGGGGCUAAUCACUCGUAAUGUGCAGUGAAUAGAACAAGCUUUUAACUUCGUGUAGAACCAUCAAGCUCUUAGCUUUUACUAUAUAACAUUGGCUGGGUGAAAAUUUGCUGACGGCUGACGGCUCUGACCAAUUCUUGUAAAUACAUGAUUUCUUAUUUCCACGAA